GCUGUUGUCUCGCGCAUCCAUUUUUGAAAUUUCCCCUCCACACCAAGCCAGCUUGCCUCCUUUUCACACCCCAUAAAAUUCCAAAAUAUGGACUUCAUUUGACUCCUUCCACUGCCCUCAUAUGUAUAUCCCCAUCGCAUACUCUGAUCGAUAAUCAUGGCGGUUUCAGGAAGAAUGACAGAUCUUCAGCUCACUAAAUCAUGGCACCGACAAGUCAGUCCCGAACGGACCAAGGUCUGGACUGAAUCGCCCAAAUCCGAUGGCAGAUCGGUCCCCGUCGUUUAUUAUCUCUCCAGAAAUGGCCAGCUUGAGCACCCCCAUUUCAUGGAGGUCCCUCUAUCCUCCUCUGCCCACGGCCUCUUUCUCAGAGAUGUGAUCGGUCGGUUGAAUGUUCUUCGCGGCAAGGGCAUGGCGGCGAUGUAUUCCUGGUCGUGCAAGAGGAGCUACAGAAAUGGAUUCGUGUGGCACGAUUUAACCGAGAACGAUUUCAUCUACCCGGCUCGCGGCCACGAAUAUGUUCUCAAAGGCUCCGAGCUUCUAGAAAAUUCGUUUCAGUUGCCUCCGCCUCCUCCGCCGCCGCCGGAGAAUCAAACCGCGGCGGCGGAUGCAGUCUAUCCCCGGCCGCCGUCCGACAGACGGCGGCGGAACCAGUCCUGCAGCUCCAUCGAGUACGAGUACAGCGUGUACAAGGCGGAGCCCUCGUUCCGGUCCGCCGCCGACGCCUCCACCCAGACGGACGACGCGCGGCGGAGGAGGCGCCGGCCGCGGCCAGAAAUAGUGGAGGAGAAGAGCAAGGAGCCGCAGCGAGACGAGAUCGAGAUCGAGAUCUCCCCGCCGCCGUCCGAUUCGAGCCCCGAGACGCUGGAGACGCUGCUGAAGGCGGAUGGACGGCCGAUGCUGCUGCAGCCGGAAAUAGUCAACAAGGAGUCAACCUCCGGGCAGCAGAUUCAGAGGGCGACCAAGUCGUCGGUUCUGAUGCAGUUGAUCUCCUGCGGUUCCUUGUCGUUCAAGGACUGUGGGGCCGGGCAGGUGAUAUCGCAGUACAGAAUGAGGGUGCCGCGCGGCGGCGGUGGCGGAGGAAGGGUGAAGCUAGAGGAGAAGGAAUACUUCAGCGGAAGCAUAGUGGAGACAAAGAAAGAGGAACUGCCGAGGCUGAAACGAUGCAGUUCGUACAAUGCGGAUCGGUGACGGUGAGUAUUUAGUUUGUACAAUUAGGGAUUUUUUUUCUUUUUCUUUUUUUGUUUGUUUUAAUCGCAGGUUUGUGUUUGCAUGUUUUACUGUACUGGGAGAUAAUCUGAUAAAGUAACAGCUGUGGUUAUUC
Messenger RNA from Salvia miltiorrhiza (redroot sage), 1321 nucleotides. Its product is annotated as protein SOSEKI 5-like. NCBI's taxonomy places the organism in Eukaryota, Viridiplantae, Streptophyta, Magnoliopsida, Lamiales, Lamiaceae. The transcript has 3 exons. Bases 157 to 1188 code for a protein of 343 amino acids. The record is from RefSeq and is a predicted model, not a curated record.